AUGUUUCAUGAUGUUAUUUCUCAUAUUGUUGAUACUCAUGUUCUGUUUGUCACUGAAACUUGGCUCACUUCUGGUUCCUAUCCGAUUGACUGGUCUCAAUACCACUUGUAUGGUUCAAAAGUACCUGGUGCUUUCAACCGUGGUUCUGGUGGUAUCACUGCUUUUGUCUCUCCUUCUUGCCCCUUUACGGUCUUCCAACUCCCUUCAUACAAUCCGCACACUCUGUCUCUCAAGGUUGGCACCCUAACGGUUCAUUGUGUUUACUUUCCUCCACCCUUAUCCUCUGAUAAGGUGCUCUCGGCCCUCAGCUCAUUACCUAUGACUAGGGAUACUAUUCUCUGCGGUGAUUUCAAUGCUCGGUUGGGUCCUCUGACUGGUGAUGUUAUCUCCAAUGCUCGUGGUAAUGCUCUCAAACCUUGGUUUGACGAACAUUGCUUAUCUGUGCUUAAUGCGUCUUUGGCUUUUGGUGUUAAGACUUACUCUUCUUUUCGGCAGCAGCAAGAAUUGAGUAGUAUUAUCGAUCUGUUUCUGACAAAUAUUGGUGAUGUUGCUUUGGUGAACCCUCAAACUGGUGGUUGA
Messenger RNA from Mucor velutinosus, 579 nucleotides. RefSeq lists its product as uncharacterized. The record is from RefSeq and is a predicted model, not a curated record. Bases 1 to 579 code for a protein of 192 amino acids. Lineage: Eukaryota; Fungi; Mucoromycota; Mucoromycetes; Mucorales; Mucoraceae. Gene Ontology annotation, molecular function: catalytic activity. The transcript has 2 exons.